Molecule: messenger RNA, 1176 nt
Organism: Vittaforma corneae ATCC 50505
Lineage: Eukaryota; Fungi; Microsporidia; Nosematidae
Exons: 1
Coding region: 1-1176 (391 amino acids)
Biological process (GO): signal transduction
Cellular component (GO): protein phosphatase type 2A complex
Molecular function (GO): protein phosphatase regulator activity
Source: RefSeq, a predicted model, not a curated record
AUGGCCCAAAGACAGCCAAUGAUCACAAAGCGAGUCUGCAAGCUGAAAGAAGUUAAAGAAACAGCUUCAUACAUAGAAGUAGCAAAGGUUCUUGAUGGAAAGGAUACACACCAGGCAAUAAACUAUUUACUGGCAAAUAUCCACUGCUGUAAAAUUGAUGAAAGACUAUUCAGUCUCAUUUUCAGGAAACUCAGACCAUUCUUACGCCAAAUAAUGGAUGCAACAAUAAAGCAAAGAGUAUUCUUUGACAUGAUGAUCUUCAAAUCGUUUGCAAAAAUAUUGCAAUUUUCAGAACUCGCCUAUGAAAGAUUUUUAGAAUAUUUUUCCGAACAGGAUAUUACUGAAGUGUUUGAAAUACUUGGAGAAUGCCAAGAAAAAUCAAAAGAGUAUCUAGCAUGCCUCAUUGAAUGCAUUUUGACAAAGUUUAGACAAUCUGCUAGCUUGUUCAAGGAAAUAGUCUCUAACCAAAUGCUUAAUUUUCAAAACACCCACAAAACAUCCAUAGAUCUAAACUUUGAAUUCAAAAUCAUAUUACAUCUGAUUUCAACAAAUAACUUUGGGGAUAAUCUCAAGGAAUAUUACUCCCAAUUUAUACUGCCAUGUGCUUUGUUCUCGCCCACAGCCAACUUUGAGCCAACAUCAAAGCUGGUUGAUUCAAUUUGCUCAAUAUCACCAGAAUGCCAAAAACUAACGCUGGGAUAUUUUCUGAAAGUUUAUAAUCAGGCAAAUUCGCUACAGCAGGUUAAAAUAGUAGAGCUGACUACAAAGAUCAUUCACUCGAUUUUCUUUUUUCAUUCCAAAAUUUCUGUUGAGUGGGAGUUCUGUGAAAUAUUAAACCAUGCGCUAAAAUCAGAAAGCUAUCUUGUAAUUGACUGUGUUAUUGAGAUGUUUGGAGAUGCUGCAGUGAAAAGGUUUAUUACAGACUGCUUUAAGUCAGUAUUGCCAAGAAUAUUUGAUAAUCUUUAUAGAUUAAGUAAAAGGUUUUGGAGAAACGAGCAGAGAUACAAAACCAUCCAGACGAUUGGAAAUAUUUUGAGGAUAGACUCUGAGGUGUUUGAGGAGUGCUUGGUAAAAUACAAUAAGAAGAGAUUCUACAGUGGGUCUCAAGAUCCAUCAUUGGACGAUGAGAACUUCUUUAUCAAUCAAAUUAAAAGGAUGCAAUAUAAUUUCAAUUGA